This is a messenger RNA of Naumovozyma dairenensis CBS 421, 645 nucleotides long. RefSeq names its product Ras family GTPase TEM1 (gene TEM1). Lineage: Eukaryota; Fungi; Ascomycota; Saccharomycetes; Saccharomycetales; Saccharomycetaceae. Gene Ontology annotation, cellular component: spindle pole body. The transcript has a single exon. Gene Ontology annotation, molecular function: GTP binding; GTPase activity. Gene Ontology annotation, biological process: regulation of exit from mitosis. The record is from RefSeq and is a predicted model, not a curated record. The coding region runs from base 1 to 645 and encodes 214 amino acids.
AUGUCAAAUAGCUCAUCUCCUGAACAUGAACCCAUACCUGCUGUACGGAAUCAAGUAGAUCUACAAGUCGGUCUAGUAGGCGAUGCUCAAGUGGGCAAAACAUCAUUAAUGGUCAAAUACGUACAAAAUAUAUUUGAUGAAGAAUAUACACAGACACUUGGUGUAAACUAUCUGAAACGCAAAGUAAGAUUACAUUCUACAGAUAUCAUUUACUCUCUUAUGGAUCUUGGGGGUCAGCGUGAAUUUAUUAAUAUGCUCCCCAUAGCGGCAGUGGGUUCAUCGGCUAUUAUAUUCCUAUUCGAUUUAACCAGGCCAGAAACCCUGAAUUCGAUUAAAGAUUGGUAUAGGCAAGUGAAUGGGUUGAAUGACGUUGCUAUACCGAUACUUGUGGGUACUAAGUAUGAUCUCUUUAUUGGUCUCGAUAGCAAUUACCAAAAUCACAUAUCCAAUUCUGCUAUAGAGUAUUCAAAGAUAAUGAAUUCGCCUUUAGUAUUUUGCUCUACAGCAGAAGGUAUUAAUAUCCAAAAGAUUUUCAAAAUUGCAUUGGCCAAGAUAUUUAACUUGACCUUGGUGAUUCCGGAAAUUACCACUGUCGGUGAUCCAUUAUUAAUAUACAAAAAUUUGGGCAAUGCCACUAAUAAAUGA